Messenger RNA from Dicrocoelium dendriticum, 685 nucleotides. The record is from the annotation of a GenBank genome assembly. Lineage: Eukaryota; Metazoa; Platyhelminthes; Trematoda; Plagiorchiida; Dicrocoeliidae.
AUGCGAACCAUCUGUAAGCCGAUCGAUUCGGCUGGACCAGUCGAAGCAGAUACGGUGAGACAUAGGACCCAUGGGCUUUCGAAUAAUGCAGAUAUCCAUAAAGCAUCCGCAAAAGCCUCUUGGGUAAUGUUGACAACCUUUUCUGUUGGGUAUCUCAGUUCAGCUCUUGCUUCCAUGAUAUCGCUGAGUGCGGUUGCGUUCGUAUCGAACUGGACAACUGUGUCCACAUGGGCGAAGUUUACCGCCCUACAUGAGGUCCAAUUCUCUUUGAUUGUGGAGAAACUGAUUGCUUUUAAAAGCUGGAAACGGCAGGGAAAAUAUUUGUCUGAUGAGACACAUGGAGGAACAAUGGAUCGAUCAGUUUACCUAUCAUAGCUAUCUACGUUCAUUGAACAUGCAUUAUAGUUGAUGUUUAAGGUACUGAUUCUUUAUACAGGCUGUAUGUGGAUAACAAUGGUAUGCUGCUUUUCUCGUGUCCAAUUUGUGUGUCCGAAUGCUAAUUCGAAUACAACAGCUAGAUAUUGUGGUGCGUAAUCGGGUUUUUCACACCAUGUGUCAACUGAACAGCCACUUGUAUGGCGAUACUCAUCUUAGUGUCCAGCGCUAGCAGUCGUGACUUUCGGUCAAUUUGAGGUCUCUUGUUAAUUGCUGAGUAGGCAGGGUGCGUGCCUGUCGUCUGGGACAG